This is a messenger RNA of Sphaeroforma arctica JP610, 1325 nucleotides long. RefSeq lists its product as hypothetical. Gene Ontology annotation, molecular function: protein binding; chromatin binding. The record is from RefSeq and is a predicted model, not a curated record. Gene Ontology annotation, cellular component: Set1C/COMPASS complex. The annotation marks the transcript as partial. The transcript has 8 exons. Lineage: Eukaryota; Ichthyosporea; Ichthyophonida.
AGAGCGCUCAAAUUGUCGAACACAAAACAGUAUGGCGCCAGCAACAUCCGAUUUGGCCACGCAGAGAAUACGGUACUGCACAGCUCUACACGAGCGACUGCCGACUCCGAUGUGGGAACUAUCCGGUACUUGUCAUUUCAUGAUAACAAGUAUCUCCGUGUAUUUGCGGGACACACUGCCAGUGUCACGUCACUGGAGGUAGCGCCAAACAACGACCUCUUUAUAUCCGCAUCCAACGAUGGAACCGUGCGUGUGUGGGAUAUGAGAACUCCGGAUUGCGUGGGUAUGCUCGAGGUUCCUUCCGGUGCCGCCCCGGUAGUGGCUUACGAUCCCACAGGAGUAUGCUUCGCGGUGGCCAUAUACCCCGGGCUGGUGAAGAUGUAUAUAUCAAAAUACGCUGACAUAGCGCAUAAGAUUCCCUUCUUCAACUGCAAUGUGGAAGAGCACUUGGAGGGAGCACAUAUCAUUGGGAUGGAGUUCAGCAUUGACGGCCGCUUGGUCUUGCUCACAACUUCUCGGUCGAAGAUUGUCAUUAUCGACGCGUUCACUGGUGACUACAAAGCAUCGCUGAACGGAUUCAAAAACGAAAUUUCACAGACCACUGCGAGUUUCAGUCCUGAUGUGAGAUACGUUUGUUGUGGUUCGGAUGAGGGCUUCAUACAUAUAUGGGAUUGGCAGACGAACACGCUGGUAGUGUCUUUAGAAGGACACGAGAGCAUAUGUCGAACCGCCAAAUUCAACCCCAAAAGAUUACAGCUGGCUUCUGCCGGCGAGCACCUAACGCUAUGGCUCGCAUCAGAUACUUUGAGGGAGUAUCCGAGUAAAUCCGCCGCUUAAUUUAGCAACCCUUCACUGAAUGUUUUCCAUUCUGAGAUGUAUUCUUCAGCUACUGGAUUGGAGAUCGAGCUGUUUCAAAUAGAGAUUGAAAAAGAAAAUGAAAUCCGCUUGGAGUUUACCUUGGACUUGGCAUAAAACUAAAACGUAUACUAUGCCAUCGAACUAUCUGAGCAAGCGACUGACAGAGUACGCUUCUGUUCGUAACGCUUGCCAUUCAAUUCUAUUGUGAGUUGAAUAUGCCAAGACAUGCCAGAUACAUGUCUAUGGUGUCGUUCCCCAUUUGUCAAUGUAAAAAAUCGGCAGCAAAGGAACACCGGUAGAUCGUACUUUGAACGAGGCCGGCUGGAAGGGAAUAGUAUCCACUUGUCCAUCUACCAACACGUCGUGAUAUAUCAGCAUCAACUCAUUAGACAUCAAGACCGAUUCUUCUCUGAAAUGAGUGUGUCAUGUGAACGAGGGAUUCAAUAAUAAAUAAAGCGUGUGCGUCA